AUGAUGCUUGAAAGUCUCAAUAUUCCAAACCUCAAAAUCGAUAUUCUUGAGGCAAACUCUAGGGUUGGCGGCCGUAUAUUCACUCAUCGGUUCAGCAACGACGACGACGACUAUUACGACGUCGGGGCCAUGAGAUUUCCCAAAAUCGCCAUAAUGAAACGGGCUUUCGACCUUUUUAAAAUGACUAAAAUGGAAAUCAUUCCAUACUAUCUCGAUGGAGGACCAAGCUGUCCAUCGUUAUUUAACGACCGAUUGUUUGUCCCCGAUACUAAAGACCCUUUCCACAUCAGCAACAGUAACGGAGGAGUGGUGCCUGAUAAUCUGGCUCAUCCGGACGACGUUGGCGCGGCCAUGAAUGCGGUGUUCGAGCCAUACAAAACGGCUUUAGAAGAGGAUUUUGACAGAGGAUUCAGACUAUUACUGUCUGUCGAUGAUUUCAGUACCAGAGAAUAUCUUAGACGAGGUGGACCAAACGGCGAUAGAGAGUCACGUUACGAUUUCCAUACUAUCCAAUGGAUGGAGACUCUAUCGACAGGAACCAAUUUAUUUGACCAAGCAUUCGCCGAGAGCGUCGUGGAUUCGUUCCAUUUCGACGGUUCGAGCAAUGCUGACCCUGCAACAUGGUGGCGCAUCAAGGGAGGAACGGAGCGACUUACACAUGAGAUGCAACGUCGGCUGCGUACCAAAGUUCAAACCGGAAAAAGAGUGGAAGGCAUUUAUAUGAAUCCUGACAGCGCCGCAAGGGAAGCAAGUAUGUCUGUCAUGUGUGCUGGGGAGAGAAAGAAACGAGAGGGCUACCACACCGUCUUCAAUACUACAUCACUUGGAUGCCUUGGCCGUAUGGAUAUGACUACUCUGGAUCUUCACCCCGUACAGAGAGACGCGAUAAGGUCACUUCACUACGAUGAUUCGACCAAGGUAGCACUCAAGUUUAGCCACCCCUGGUGGAUCGACCACGGCAUCACACAUGGGGGUGCGGGCUCGACUGACAGACCUAUCCGUGUGUGCGUCUAUCCAUCCUACGAAUCGAAUGACAAAGAUGAGAUACUCAAGAAACCCGCAGUGCUCUUAGCUUCAUACACGUGGUCUCAGGAUGCAACCAGGAUGGGAUCACUGCUCCAACCAGGGGCUGUGCAUCCAAAGGAGGCAGAACUUGUGGACCUUAUUCUGAGGGACUUAGCAAGCCUACACAACCUUGCAUACGAUGAUCUCAAGAAGCUGUACAUUGGCGUACACCACGGCUUCUCAUGGUCGCAAGACCCCUUUACAGCAGGAGCCUUUGCACUUUUCGGCCCGGGGCAGUUCAGCAACUUUUAUCCUUACCUCACUCGGCCUGCCUCCAAGGGUAACUUUCACAUUGUUGGUGAGGCUGCUAGUACCCAUCAUGCCUGGGUCGUUGGCUCUCUCAAUAGCGCCUACGCCGCCGUGUACAAGUUCUUGCUUCAGCAUCAUCUCUUUCAGUACAUGGACCGCCAUACACAACUAUGGGGCACAGUCGACGAAUUUGACAGUAGCGAAACGGGAAUAGCGCACCUGCAGGUGGCUUUGGCUCAUCUUGAGGAGGGUGAGAAGCUGAAGAUUUAA
Molecule: messenger RNA, 1584 nt
Organism: Trichoderma virens Gv29-8
Lineage: Eukaryota; Fungi; Ascomycota; Sordariomycetes; Hypocreales; Hypocreaceae
Exons: 1
Coding region: 1-1584 (527 amino acids)
Biological process (GO): amino acid catabolic process
Molecular function (GO): L-amino-acid oxidase activity; polyamine oxidase activity
Source: RefSeq, a predicted model, not a curated record